GAAGUCAAGCAGUUGAAGUAAAGUUUUGUGUCGGAUGAAUGGGACCGGGUGUAUAAAUGGAAUUUUUUGAAAAUAUGGCGUUUCUUUAAACGUUCAUGUCACAGGUAGACUCGUCCAGUUAUACCAACCUGUCAGUACCGCAAAGAUGUAUGUGACUUCCAUGCUAAUUGAUGGCUUCAAGUCAUACGGCCAACGGACGGAGAUUACAGGGUUCGACCCCCUGUUUAAUGCCAUCACAGGCCUGAAUGGUAGUGGAAAGUCCAACAUUCUUGACGGCAUAUGUUUCGUCCUUGGAAUUACCAAUCUUAGUCAUGUGCGAGCCACAAACCUGCAGGAGCUGGUCUACAAGAACGGCCAGGCGGGCAUCACAAAGGCCACCGUGUCCAUCAAAUUCGACAACACGGACAAGGCCGAGAGUCCGCUCGGCUACGAGCAGUAUGAUGAAAUCACAAUCACCAGACAGGUGGUUGUCGGUGGAAGAAACAAGUAUGCUAUAAACGGCGUGAACGUGCAGAACAACCGGGUGCAGGACCUGUUCCGCUCGGUGAAGCUGAACGUCAACAACCCGCACUUCCUCAUCAUGCAGGGCCGCAUCACCAAGGUGCUCAACAUGAAGCCGCCUGAGAUUCUGUCAAUGAUUGAGGAGGCGGCCGGCACCCGUCUGUACGAGUGUAAGAAACAGGUGGCGCAGAAGACCAUCGAAAAGAAGGACGCCAAACUGAAGGAAAUUAACGAUAUUCUGGAGGAGGAGAUCAAUCCAACAAUGAACAAGCUGAAGGAGGAGCGGUCCACCUACCUCGAGUACCAGAAGGUGGAGCGCGAGUACGAACACCUCAGCAAGUUCUGCAUCGCCUUCAAGUUCGUCAGUGCUCAGGAGUCGUGUAAGAAGGCGGUCACAGACGAGCAGGAGGUGCAGGAGGGUAUCAGCACGGUGCGCGCGCAGAUCGAGAAGGGUCACACCGACAUCGGCACGCUGGAAGAGCAGAUCGUCGAGCUGCAACAUCAGAGAGAUACGGAGACGGGCGGUCAGCUGACGGCGCUGGAGGGAAAGCUCGAGGAGGACGUCAAGGUCGAGGCCAAAGCCCUGGCCGCCGUCAAAGGUAUCAAGGACUCUGUCAAGGCCGAGGAGAAGAAGAAGAAACAACUUCAGAAGAGCUUGGCAGACGACCGCACGGCGCUACAGCAGAAGGAGGCUGAGAUGGGCCAGCUGAAGACGGUGUUUGACUCGCUGCGAGAAGCUGACGAGCAGCAGGCGGCAGCGCUGGCCGCCGCACAGAAACGCUUCCAGGCCAUCAGCUCGGGAAUGUUCAGCGGUGAUGAUGGCGAGGAUGCCACGCUGGCGCAGCAGCUAAUGAAUGCCAAAACGGCCAUCGCCGACUCCGAAUCGGCCCGAAAACAGGCUGACAUGAAACUCAAACACACACGUCAGGAGCUCAACAAGAGGCGCACGGCCAUGAAGAAGACUGAGGCCGAGUAUAAGCGAGACUCGAAGCAGCUGGAGACGAUGGAAGCGGAGGUGGCCAGAAUAGAGAAAGCGAUUGGUCAGCUGCAAUAUGACGAGAAGCAGAUCGCGGAACUGGAAGAGGAACGCCGCGCGCUGCGUCAGGAGAUUAACCGAGUCCGGGAGAAAUUGGACGUGCUGGAGUCGAGGUACCCCCAGCUGGCCCUCGACUACCGGGACCCGGAGAGGGACUUUGACCGGCGCACAGUGCGCGGUGUCGUCGGAAAACUGUUCAACCUGAAGGACGUGAACACGGCCACCGCUCUAGAGGUUACAGCCGGCGGCAGGCUAUAUAACGUGGUGGUAGACACUGAGGUGGUCGGUAAGAAGCUGCUGGAGCGUGGUCAGCUCCAGAAGCGCGUCACCUUCAUUCCGCUCAACAAGAUCUCCAGUUCGUGUAUCGACCAGAGGACCAUCCAGCACGCCGAGCGAAUGGUGGGCAAGGAGAACGUGCAGACGGCGCUGUCGUGUAUCAAACACGACCCGCAGCUCACCAAGGCCAUGGAGUGGGUGUUUGGCAACACACUCAUCUGCCGUGACCUAGACACCGCCAAAAAGGUGGCGUUCGACCCGCACGUGCAGCGGCGCGCCGUCACCCUGGACGGUGACGUGGUCGACCCGGCCGGAACGCUGACGGGCGGCUCGCGCGCCGCGCGUGGCUCCGUGCUGGCCGAGCUGCACGCUCUGGCCGGCGCCCAGAAACGUCUCGGCAUGCUGGAGGCUCACCUGGCCAAACUGGAGGAGAAACUGGCGCAUCUGACGCAGAACGCGGAUAGGUACGCGCAGCUGAAGCAGCAGCAGGAGCUGAAACAGCACGAGCUGGGCCUGGUGCGGGACCGUCUGGCGCAGACCACACACGCCCAGCUGCAGGCGGAGGUGGAGCAGAUGGAGGCGCAGAUCGUGGAGCUGGAGGAGACUCAGCAGAAGUGCGUCUCGGUGGAGACUGAGCAGCGCGGUCGGGUCACUCAUCUGGAGGAACAGAUGCGUGACCAGAAGGCCGUGCGCGAGCGGGAACUGAAGGCCGCCGAGGGCGAGGUCAAGGCCUGUAAGGCCAAGGCCGAGGCCACGCGGAAGGCCUGGCAAGAGCGGCAGCAGGAAGAGGAGCAGAUGCGGCUGGAGAUCGCCGAUCUGGGCACCUCUGUUCAGACCACUGAGGAGCAGAUCGCUGCUGCCGAGACAGCGCUCGCCCAGUACGCUGAGCGGCUGACAGAGGCUGAGACUGAGCUCACGGAAGCUAAGGCGGCGCUGGUCGAAGCUCAGAAGGCGGUGAAGGCACAGAAGGACGUGAUGAACGCCCAGAACAAGGAGAUCCAGGCGAUGGCGGCCAAAAAGGACGAGCUGAUUGGUCUGAACCGUGACCGAGAGCUGGAAAUUAAACAGCUGGACCACAAGCUCAGCAAGGCCAGGAACGAUGCCAAGGACGCCCAGGAGAGGGUGAAACGGAUGCUCUCGGAACACGAGUGGAUCGCUGCCGACCAGCAGUUCUUCGGCCAGCCCAACACCUCCUACGACUUCAAAGCCACGGACCCAGUGGAGGCCAGCAAGCGUAUCGGCAAGCUGGAGGAGGCGCGCUCCAAGCUCGGCAAGAGCAUCAACAAGCGGGCCAUGAAGAUGUUGGGCAAGGCUGAGGAACAGUUCAACGACCUGAUGCGCAAGAAACGUAUCGUGGAGAACGACAAGACCAAGAUCGAGACCGUGAUCCGGGAGUUGGACGAGAAGAAGAACGAGGCGCUGAAACAGGCGUGGGAGCAGGUGAACCGCGACUUCGGCUCCAUCUUCGGCACCCUUCUGCCGGGCACCAGCGCCAAGCUGCAGCCGCCCGACGGCGCGUCCGUGCUGGAUGGACUCGAGGUUCGAGUGGCGUUCGGCGGCGUCUGGAAAGAGUCUCUCGCCGAGCUGAGCGGAGGACAGCGUUCUCUAGUGGCGCUCUCGCUGAUCCUGUCACUGCUACUCUUCAAGCCGGCCCCCAUCUACAUCCUGGAUGAGGUGGAUGCAGCACUGGACCUGUCGCACACGCAGAAUAUUGGUACCAUGCUGCGCACUCACUUCCAGCACUCACAGUUCAUCGUGGUGUCGCUCAAGGACGGCAUGUUCAACAACGCCAACGUGCUGUUCAAGACCAAGUUUGUGGACGGCAUGUCGACGGUGUCGCGCUACACCCAGCACGUGCCACUUGGCAGCCGGAAGUGAACGCUUCCGGUCUGUAGCUGAGACACCGGAAGUGAUUGGUUCCGAAACGCGUCUGAAGAACGGGAAACGAGUGUUUCCGAUGGAAUUCGAGGGACCAAUCUGAUUCCGACUGAGACUGUAUCCGUGAUCGGCCUCGCCGCUCGGUGUGAAUGAAAUAGCCGGACGUCAUUUUUGUGUGAUUUCGUCUAUUGUGUAUGUAACGACCAGUGAGAUUCUGUAUGACGUGUGAGUAGUUGGUGAGUGCGAUCAUCUCAUUUUCAUCAGUAAGGCAUUCUACCGCGAGAGGAGACGGUAGCGUAGCAUCGUCGAUCGCUACAUGUACCGACUAAGGACUUCCAGCCAACAGACGACCAGGGCCUCGUUUCAUAAAGCGAGUCCGUAACUUACGCCGGUUUUUGGGCUUGUAUUGCAAGCGCACGUGAAGCGAUAAAUUUAUUUUCCCUUCUCCCUUCUGUUCUUGCUUGCAAGAUAAAUAAAUUCAUCGAUUCAAACUAUCGUCAUCGCUUCACAUGCACUUGCAAUACAAGACCAAAAACCCGCGUAAGUUACGGACUCGCUUUAUGAAACGAGGCCCUGUCCCGUCUAUAUGUCUGUUCGUCCCGUCAUGUUCAGUCUCAUCCUACAGUGCCUUCGCUAGAUCUAUCUGUCGCUUCAUGUAGUGUUAGCAUCGCACCUCUGUAUCGCCUAGCGUAGCACCAACUCAGUGCGGUAAUGUCAACAGACCGCUCUGAGCCGCUAGCCUUGACCUUUGGAUGGCUCAUUGUGUCUUCUUCCUGUAAGAGCGUCGUCUCCUGAUGGACAUCCUGAAGCCAAGGCAGCGGUAUGAGUCAUCGAUUAAGCGUUGAGCGAUCUUAACGGCCAACGAUGGGAGAGUGACAGGGAUGCGAGAGUGCUGUUUCUGCUGGGGGGGGGGGGGAGAUUAAGGGGGUCGUGCGCCGCUGUCUCUUCACUGCCUGCCUCGGGAAUAAACCGACAUCCACGCGGGCCGUAACAGGUUUGCUUGUGUGUAUUGGCGAGUAU
Messenger RNA from Amphibalanus amphitrite, 4711 nucleotides. It is a transcript of the gene SMC2, whose product is annotated as structural maintenance of chromosomes protein 2-like. Gene Ontology annotation, biological process: chromosome organization. Gene Ontology annotation, cellular component: chromosome. The transcript is spliced from 23 exons. Gene Ontology annotation, molecular function: ATP binding; protein binding; ATP hydrolysis activity. Lineage: Eukaryota; Metazoa; Arthropoda; Thecostraca; Balanomorpha; Balanidae. The coding region runs from base 146 to 3691 and encodes 1181 amino acids. The record is from RefSeq and is a predicted model, not a curated record.